Molecule: messenger RNA, 756 nt
Organism: Fulvia fulva
Lineage: Eukaryota; Fungi; Ascomycota; Dothideomycetes; Mycosphaerellales; Mycosphaerellaceae
Exons: 2
Coding region: 1-756 (251 amino acids)
Source: RefSeq, a predicted model, not a curated record
AUGGACCGGACGAACAAGUCCGGAUCAUACUUCAUCAUCGGCGCAUUGGGGCUGUACUACUCCAGCUUUGACUGGACGAGCGCGAAUCGAAACCUGCAUCUUGGGACUGGGAGCGAGGCGUUUUGGAGAAAGGGAACCCACAUCUGGGAGUGGUUCAGGCCGCUGGGCAGCCGUGGCAGCGCGGCGUCACUAGAACGAGGAGGCAUUGGGCAGCGCUUGCUUUGGGUCAAGCGCUUGACCACGAAUCCCACACUCCAAGCUUUUGAUCACAGCAUUGGCUUUCAAAGAGCACGCAAGCAACCCCAUCAUGAAGGCGGCGAUGGAGCUAAGGACCGAACGAAUUCACUCUACGACCCUUUCAAUCACUUCCUCGACAUUUGGAUCCACUUGUGCGAUUCAUCUACCUGGGUGACCAGGGAUAAGAUCGCUGCCCGUAUCCACCAGCUACUUCACGACAUCCAUGAAAGGCGAUUGGCCGAAUACGAUACAGAGCCGGACCCAGGACUGUUCCAGCGAAAGGAGGACUAUGAGAAUUUCGAGGUGGACGCAGUCCCCUGGGGUCGUGAUGGUGGUAGACGAUUCAAGGUGCCGAGGCUGAAGUCCGGAACCCUUCCUAGAGAUAUUCAUGAUCAAGAGACGCCAGGGCCAUAUAUCGAGACGGGUUUCAGAGUCCUUGCGCCCAAUGAUGUGGAAGUUCUCUACUUUCUCAGUGUCAUCUUAAAGAUGAAAGGCGUAAAGACAUAUGAAAUCGAAUGA